Molecule: messenger RNA, 2939 nt
Organism: Danio aesculapii
Lineage: Eukaryota; Metazoa; Chordata; Actinopteri; Cypriniformes; Danionidae
Gene: kcnk10a
Product: potassium channel, subfamily K, member 10a
Exons: 7
Coding region: 361-2070 (569 amino acids)
Biological process (GO): stabilization of membrane potential; potassium ion transmembrane transport
Cellular component (GO): membrane
Molecular function (GO): potassium ion leak channel activity
Source: RefSeq, a predicted model, not a curated record
UUCAGACGAUGCCCCAACGGCGCGUGGACUUCAGCAGCACCUCCACUGUUUACCUCACACACAAAGGGUCUCUGACGCGUGGAAAAUGGUGCAGCUGGCAAAAGGCGGAGUGAUGUGGAACUCUUAAGUGCCAUGAAGAGACCGAGGCAGAUGCAUGCGAGUCUAGCGGCAGCACAACCAUCCUUCUACACGCCUGUGAAGAUGAUCUCAUGCCUGCACCCAUUUACCUCCCUGUCACGUUUAAAAAGAAUGACUUCCGGGAAAACAGCAUGCCUCAACACUUACGCCGCAUCUUUCUGAAUUGUUUUUCGCCUUUCUUCAGCAAACGCGACCAUAUCAUGAAUUAAACUGCAAUUCAAAAUGAAAUUUCCAACGGAAAACCCGAGGAAACCGGGCAACUGGAACCCUCCACCUGUGCCAGUGCAGACCAACCUGGUGCCACCAAAGAAGGUCCAGCCAGGGAUGCUGCAGUCCAGCUUGGUGCAGGCCAGCGUGGCCACCAUGCAGAACCCUAUGGGCUGCUCAUUACCUCGGCUUUCGGUCUCUCGACCAGCUAGUAUGGUGGCCAGCAUGGAAGCAGUGGCGGAUGGUUCAGCCCUCCUCACUGUCAUGAAGUGGAAGACCGUGCUUGCCGUGUUUGUGGUGGUGGUAGCCUACCUGGUCGCCGGCGGUCUGGUCUUCAGAGCUCUGGAGCAACACUUUGAGCGCUACCAAAAAGACUCGAUCACUUUGAAGAAAGCCGCCUUCCUGCUGAAGCAUCCCUGCGUGACCCCUGAAGAGCUGGAAGAGCUCAUCAAGCAUUCUGUAGAAGCAGUGAACGCUGGAGUCAGUCCUAUCGGAGACACGUCCUAUAACUCCAGUCACUGGGACUUAGGAAGUUCCUUUUUCUUCGCUGGAACUGUGAUAACAACAAUAGGUUAUGGCAACAUUGCUCCAAGCACAGAGGGUGGGAAAAUUUUCUGCAUUCUUUAUGCAAUAUUUGGCAUCCCACUCUUUGGCUUUCUGCUGGCUGGUGUUGGUGAUCAACUAGGGACUAUUUUUGUGAAGAGCAUCGCUAAAGUGGAAAAAAUGUUCAGGCGCAAGCACAAUCAAAUAAGCCAAACUAAGAUCCGAGUGGCCUCUACACUGCUCUUCAUCCUGGCCGGCUGCAUUCUCUUCGUCACCAUACCAGCCAUCAUCUUCAAGCACAUUGAAGGAUGGACUGGGCUAGAGGCCAUUUAUUUCGUGGUCAUCACGCUCACAACUGUUGGAAUCGGAGAUUAUGUUGCAGGAGGCAAUAGAAGAAUAGAAUAUCGCAAGUGGUACAGGCCGCUGGUUUGGUUCUGGAUCCUGGUUGGACUGGCUUACUUUGCAGCAGUUUUAAGCAUGAUUGGAGACUGGCUGAGGGUGCUUUCUAAAAAGACAAAAAUGGAGGUGGGUGAAAUUAAAGCUCACGCUGCUGAGUGGAAGGCCAACGUUCGAGCGGAGCUGCGCGAGACCAGGCGACGACUCAGCGUCGAAGUUCACGAUAAACUUCAGAGGGCUGCCACCAUCCGCAGCAUGGAGCGCAGGCAGCUGGGAUUCGACCAGCGAGCCCAUUCCCUAGACAUGCUGUCCCCUGAACGACGAGCUGCCUUCAACAGCCUGGAUGCCACCAACUUUAAGACAUCCUCCCAGGAGAGCAUCGACACAAAGCUCAACAACCUGCGUCUGAGAGUAGAACAGAACGAGCAUCGCAGGAGUGACCCUAGCCAGGCGUACUCUGAAGACAACAUUUUUAACCGGCUUGGUUCAGUCACCAAACUCGCCAAGCGGAACAAGAACAGGGAUCUGAAGAAAAACAUCCCGGAUGAUGGUCGGAAAGCCUUAGAUUCCUUCAGCUGUGACACUCCCCCAAUGGACGAAGAGAAGAAGGAGGCAGAGGAUGAGGAGCUUGAGAAAGAGGUCAACACUAGUCUCACCAACUUGCCUCUCUUUGUGGAGAGUCCCAAUAAGCAAAACGGAUUCGUGCCUCUCCCGCCACAGACCAAAGAGGAAGAAAAAGAGACAAAACUUGAAGACAAAGAGUUCCGUUUGCAGGUGGACCCAUAGAGGGAACCGUGUAGGGAUAUAGCAUACCAGAUAGUGCCUUGUUUAGCCCUUACCCUGAGCUGAGAUGUGAGAAUCUCAAUUUCUGCUGUUCAUUUAACUGUUCACUGUGUCCUGAUAACUUGAUAAUGGAAAUAUGGCGAUGGUAGCACUAGAAGACAACUGGUUCUCCUCUUCAGACCAAUGAAUGAUGCUUGGAUAAGUAAGAAGGAGUCUCUCCAAAAGCUCUGGACAAGAAAUGGAAAAUCUGUAGCAAGCUGCACUGGUGAUUGUGACUGAAAGUGCUGCACUUUCAAUUAUAUCUCUGGCAGAUUGUACUUCAAAUUUACUUGCUGAGAAGCAAAAUUGCUUCAAAAACAAUGUCUGUCAAGAUUACCCACUCGUUCGAAACGGACAAACGUAUCUAGAGACUUGAAUACCCUAAGAUGAUGGAACACUUUAAAAAUGAUGUAACCAUGUUAAAAUUGUUGACAUGUUGCAUAUGCACAGAACUCUGCUGUCCUGUUGAAGUGCAUCAAUAUGUGAUCCAGAUUUAUGAAUUUAUCCUAUGGAAUCUCAGGGCUUGUAGUCCUACUCUAGUUGUUUAAUUGUACGGUAUGUCUAACAUACAGUUUGCUGCGCUCUCAUGACAUAUCUAAAGCUGUUGCUACACACUACUGUUUUUAUAGUUUGAACAUUUAGGGUAAUGGGAUGGAAGAGAAGCCAUAAGGUAAAAUACAAAAUGUCUAGUAGACUUUACCAACUAGUUGUUUAUCCAUUCAAGGCCUUUCUUUUAAAGGGAUACCAAUAAAAUUUGGAUCAAACAUAGGGCUGCGAGAUAUGAUGGUAAAUAUAUUUCUUGCUAAUUAAAUUGUACUCUAGUGAGAUUAAAU